CCUCUUCUCCCAGCAAGCUUUGCUUUCGGGGAUUGCGUCGCAAGCUCAGCCGCGCGGUGUGUGUGGCUGGCGGGCGACCACUCCCGCUUUGCCAUGUUCCGCCCCAGCAGCAGCCGCUCCGGCCUGUCGUGCUCCGGCCGGUCCAAGGAGAGCAGCAGCUCGGGCUCUCGGAGUUCCCGUUCGGGCGUCUCGACUCGAGGCCGCAGCCCGCGCCGCUCGCCCUCUCCCCGGGGCCGCCGCCGCCUCUCACCGUCCAGCAGCCGCUCCUCUCGCCGCUCGCCCUCCCCGCGCCGCACGAGUAGGGUGCGCUCCCCGUCCGGGGGCAGCCAGACCCGCCGCGGGUCCGAGCAGCGGGACGGCAGCCUGAGCCGGAGAAUUUCCCUGGGCAGGCACUCAAGAUUUGCAUGUAGGCAUUCUCCAAGUCGGCACUCUGAAUCUUCAGAGGAACAGAGCUUGCAGACUGCAGCUAGCAACGAGCGUUACAGCAUUGACCUACUGGAGCGAAGGAGACUGUCUGAUAGACUAGGCUCACCAGUUGAUAGCCAAAGUGAUGUGGACAGGGAUGACUUUACUGAUUAUCCAGUAUUUAGCAGAUGCCUUUCAUAUCAUCAAAGCCUUGAGCGAUAUUCAUCUCCUGAGAGAAGUCCUCCCAGUUCUUUCAACAGAAGAUACAAUAAAGACUAUCACAGUAAGGAUGUUUCCCUCUAUCAGUUAGACUUUGACAUGAGCUACGAUCAUCUACAGGAUAUAUCAAGAGAAACUGACAGGGAUAUCAAACUGCAUAGGAAGCACUUACAUUCACCAGAGAAGAGAGGACGAGAUCCAAAACGCCAUCCAUGUGACAGAGAGGACAGACAGCUUGAUGUGAGCAUGGAUCCUCAAGGUUUCUUGCCAGGCAAACAAAAUUACUAUAAACGAAAUCUCAGCAGGAGUCCAAGUCCAGCAUGCUCAGAUGAGGAUUUCAAGGAGGUUGAGAAUUCUGAGACCAAAAGAAGUACUUGUCAAGAUAUGUCUUCUAGUGGCAGUGUGAUCCAUGGUUUGACUAACUCUAUGCAGUCUCCUGAACCUCAGUUCCUUCAUAGGCCUGAAAAAGCACCAGCACUGCCCAAAAAAUCAGUCUUGAAGAACAGAGUAGAUGAGCCUUCUCUGCAGGUGAACAAUUUCCUCAAAUUUUCCAACAAAAAUACAAUCGCAAAGUCUGCUAACAAGGAAUAUCAAGCCAGCGUAGAUAACUGGAGAAUAUUUUCUGGCGUGCAGCAAAAUACUUUCCACUCUGAACAGAAUUUCAAGAGUUUUUUGAGACAAAAGGAUUAUCAGGAGUCGAUGUCAGAGUCUGCAGACCUGCAUGAUGAUUUCCUGCUUCCUCAUGAAAGAGCCAUCCAGGAUGGGAGUGGCUUUUUGCGCAUUCUGGACAGGAUGGUUGAUUCUUCCAACAUUCAAGAGCAGCGAAGGUGCAGCUUCCUUGAUGUUGAGAAUGAAGAGAAAUUUCUCUAUGAUGAUGAUGAGGAUGAUGCUAACAUUAAGUAUCCUUCUACUGAGAACCUAACAAUGGAUAGUUGGAAAGAAUCCUUAAGCCUGAAUCCAAGAUCUCUAUCUCCUAUCAAGUCUAUAGAACCAAACACUUCAGAUGGGUCUAGAAUAGAGUAUGAGAAGAUCAGUGACUUGCUCAAAGCUAUAGGACUUGACAUUGGGGUGUCUGAAAUUGGUAAGGGUGCUGCCCGUACAGAGGAACGACUCCAUGGGAAAAAAACAUUGCGUUCUCUCGAUGGUCUUUCAGUGAUUUCCCAUAAACCAGAUUCUAAUGAGAAGGACUGCAUUCGAAGCAUUAGUCAUUCUCCAGAGUCAAGUCAGAAGAAUUCUUUGUCACCUUGUGGUUCUUUCCAGCCAUCUAAUGAUACGUCCUCUGUUUCAAUAUCAGAACACACUAAAAGCAAAACAUUGGGUAACAAUAAUUCUGGGGGAUCAUCAGAGCAAUCUUUUCCUCCAGUAUCCGCAACUGUAUCAGCACCACCCUCUCUUCCUAUCUUGCCACUUCCUACCCCCCUAAUUUCUCAGUAUCCAGUAUCACACUUCUCAGCAUUCACUACAGCUCAGCUAUUGCCAAAUCAUCCACCUCCCACAAUGGCUCCACCUAUCUAUAAUGCAUAUGGACACUAUAUGGCUUAUUCUGCUUCUGCCUGGCCCAUGUACACACCUCCUCUUCGUCAGUCUAAUCCUGCACUCUCUGGUGUAAAUGGCCUUGUGUCAGUGACAAUGCCACCAAAGCCUAUCCGGUCGAAUCUCAGAAUUAUUGAGACUGUUUCUACAGUCAAGAAGAAUCCUGAAAAAAAGAUAAAUAAGUCUGUGCUUCUGAAAAUCCCCAUCACUCCUAACUCCAGAUUGCGCUCUCAGUCUUCUGUUGGAGGUACCACUGAAAGAAUAUCAGAAAGAAACCCAGCAUCUGAGAUGCCAAAAGUAACAGAAGAAGAUAAACUGGUGUCCAAAAAAGAAGCAUGGCAGAAGAAGCUUCAGUUCCUGAAGACUGAAUUGGAUAGACGUUCUAAACAGCAAUUGCAGAUGCUGUGCAAUAAAUGUAAGAAGAAGGACCCCCUGCUUGCAGAAGUGAAUAGAGUACAAGAAAAUAUUGUGAAGGAGAUUGCUCAGCUGCAGACAGAGUCUCGUAUAGCGGAGACAAAGCACUCUCAGUUUGAAAAGAUUUCACAUGUGAUUAAAAUUUUGGAGAUGCCAUGUAAGAAAGCUUCAGAAAAUGCAGACUCCUUAGAAGAAGAAAAAUCAGAUAAUACAAAAACUCAGGAGAAUACAUCUAACUCGGUCAAGGUAAUGGAUGACAAAGAGAAACUGAGGGCUGAACAAGAAACACGAAAGAGGAAACUUCAAGACCUGAAGUCUGAGUUGAGUAGACUUUCAGGACAGGGAGGGCAGAUUCUACGGAAUAAAAAUAUAAAAUACAAAGAUGUUCUGUUAGCAGAACUGGAGCACACAGAACAAAAAAUUUUGAAUGAGAUUAAUCAGCUGCAGUUAGAGACUGAAACAGUGGAGAAGACACAGUCUGAGCUUGACAAGGAUUGUUUGAAUAAGAAUCCAGUCUGUGAUGAGUGGAGGAACCUGGACCAUCAAGCGGGAUUGUCUCUGCUUCAAGAAACAGACUGCAACCUGAAACGGAAAUGGUGUAGAAAGGAAAAAGAAGAUAGAGAUGAAAGGAGUGCAAAAAUGGCAAGGAAAGAAGAAUCAGCGAUCACCAACGAAUUGAGAGAAGAGGGCCUGCCAACCAAGGACAUUCUGUAUGUACUCACCACUACUUGAAAAGAAGAGACAAAAGGAUGACAGGAAUUCUACCUAGCAGAAACUUCUCUAUCUGCCAAGGCUUUAUACCUUACCCCUUAAUGGGACAAGAGCCCUCAUUCCAUAUGGGAAUUGGGAGGGCAGAAGAACCAGGGCUGGACCAAGGCGGACUUUUUGGUUGCCUACAGACACAGCUGCUUGCGCAGCCAAGGCAUCUGCAUGAGGCCAGGAAUUCUGCCUUGCCAGAGCUAUUCUGUAUGCCGCUGCCUCUCCCCUUAACCCAUCUGGGCAGAAGAGCGCACACUCCGAACCAAAGUUGACAGUGCGGAAGAAUUGGUGCUGCAGAGAUACAAGCCUGUGUGGGCAUCCAAGACCUUGCCUCGAUGUGAUCCUUUUCAGUCAUGCCAAGUAUGACCAUAAAUGUACUUGAUGAUCACCUGGAAGAAAGUCAAGAUGAUUUUUUUAAAAAACCUCUCUCUACAAGUGAAGAUUCUAUAUUUGGAGGUGUUUGGGAAAACCUAUUACUGCUGAGUCCCCUACUGUUUCAUACGGUUUCUGUUUCAUACAGGAACUAAGCUAUUUACUACCUUAAAACUUUAAUGUAGUAGCUGUUUCUUGAUUUGAGGAAAUGAAUGGCAGAACUGCCAGUUUUUACUUGGAAGUUUAUCUUCCUGGAUUCAUGGACUGAAGUCAACUAAGUGACUUUUAAUAUGAAUUCUUUAUAUAAGGGUCAUGAAGUAACUGUGGCUCUUAUGUCUAAGGCCAGUCGGCAUCUUGUUUUAUAUUUGGAUUGAAUACAAUUGGGAGAAUCCUGUUAGUCCUUUAUUCAUUUUUCUGUUUUGGAAUUUAGAAUAUUAAAGAACGUUUACAACUUGAAAUUA
This is a messenger RNA of Eublepharis macularius, 4163 nucleotides long. RefSeq names its product zinc finger protein 318-like. The record is from RefSeq and is a predicted model, not a curated record. The transcript is spliced from 11 exons. The coding region runs from base 94 to 3303 and encodes 1069 amino acids. Gene Ontology annotation, biological process: negative regulation of DNA-templated transcription; positive regulation of DNA-templated transcription. NCBI's taxonomy places the organism in Eukaryota, Metazoa, Chordata, Lepidosauria, Squamata, Eublepharidae. Gene Ontology annotation, cellular component: nucleoplasm.